AUGGUAUGCAAGUUUCAAGCAACACCUCUUGUGGUCGCCUUCCUGCUGCGAAUUUUGGCAUAUGUUUCGCCUUCAUUGGCCCCGGGGAUGGUGCGUUAGUGGCCCCGGGAUUUUGAAGACACUUCCCCGCGUUAAAGACACUUCUUUAGGGGGAAAACUUUGUGUGUCUUUAAAGCGGGGUCGACUGUAUUGACGUAUCGACAUUUAUUUCCAGCUGUCAACAUGUUCUCGGAAGACAGGCAUCGGUAGAUCCCGAGUUCUGAACGUUGCGAGAUACGAACUGAGUUGAUCGUCGGACAGCAAGAACCCCGCUCUGGAUUCGACUCUUGCCACAGCAGCCACGUGCUGAGAUUUACUGGGAUGGGCAUCGGAAGGUAGUGCGGGGCCUCUCUUUUCGAGUAUUGUCUACUCCUCUGUAGU
Molecule: messenger RNA, 420 nt
Organism: Ectocarpus sp. CCAP 1310/34
Lineage: Eukaryota; Phaeophyceae; Ectocarpales; Ectocarpaceae
Source: the annotation of a GenBank genome assembly